Molecule: messenger RNA, 5101 nt
Organism: Mytilus californianus (California mussel)
Lineage: Eukaryota; Metazoa; Mollusca; Bivalvia; Mytilida; Mytilidae
Product: type-1 angiotensin II receptor-associated protein-like
Exons: 7
Coding region: 65-610 (181 amino acids)
Biological process (GO): angiotensin-activated signaling pathway
Cellular component (GO): plasma membrane
Source: RefSeq, a predicted model, not a curated record
CCCGUGACUGUGAUUAUUUAUUGGAUGCUGAAGCUGACACAGAGAAAAAGAAAUAAGUUGUAAAAUGAAUCCAUCGAGUGUCUCACUAAAGGGAGCUGUGAUAGUACAUUUUGUUUUAACAAUAUGGGCAUCAAUGAGUCAUUAUUUCUUACCAGAUUCCUAUAUUUACAUGAAUAUGUUUGUACUGCUGAUUGGUGUAUUUGCCAUUGUGAUGAAUGAGUCUGUAGAUGCAGUUUUUAUGUUCUUAUUUUUCCACUGUUUUACAAUGAUACAAGACAUCAUAUUCCUGGGUGUCUUUGAACCAAUGGGACAUGAUUAUUUUGAGAGACCUGACAAGGAUGCGAGGGAAAAGAAUCUGUACAGAUUUAGCCUUGGAAUGUGCAUUUUAAAUUUGAUUUUAAAACCAGUGACGGCCAUAUUGUUGUACAGAAUCUGGCAGGAUAGACAAGGCCAUGCAUUUGAUCUGCCUUUUAACAUUCCUGGAAUUCCUGGAAUGGGUAACCAACAUGAUAGUAAAUAUGAAAAUAUAGACCAAUCAGUGCCAUCCAGUAACUAUGUGGAAACUGCAUCAGCACCUAAAGGAAUAGAUGAUCCCCAUGUUACCCCUUGAAUCAUCAAAUCUGUGUACAUCUUAAAGCUUUUUUUGUGCAAUAAUUAAUGAACCUUUAUCAAUAUUUUUGCUCUACACUGUAGAGCUACUGCAUAGAAAUAUUUGCAAUUUAAAACAAACAAAAAAAAUAAGAGAAAAGGUUGUCUUUAGAGUUCUGGUUCUUAUGAAAAAGUUGUGAAAAAUAUUCUCAAAACAAUUGCGACUUAACUGGAUAUUGAAGUAUAACAACAAAAGAGAAAAAUAAAUACCAUAGCUAUUUAUCUAAUAUAGACCAAACAAUUUUUUGGUUUGUUUUAAAUCAAUAAUUUUUACAUGUAUUUAUAUGUGUCCCUAUUCACAAUUCUAAUCAGGUAUGGGGCAAUACUUACAUUUUCUUCAAUUCCUUUGUCCAUAUUGUGAACCUGGUUGUGUACGAUUGCUUGUAUUUCAUGAAGCUGAGAAUUUUUCAAAUGAUUAUAUGGUUUGAUUUUUGGAUUAUCAUAAGAGAUUAAUUUUCAAACAUUUAUUGCAUCCAGAAAUUUGUUUUUAUGCCCCACCUAUGAUAGUAGUAGGGGCAUUAUGUUUUCUGGUCUGUGCUUCCGUUCGUUCGUCUGGCCGUUCAUCCAUCCAUCCGUCUGUCCCGCUUCAGGUUAAAGUUUUUGGUCACGGUAGUUUUUGAUGAAGUUGAAGUCCAAUCAACUUGAAACUUAGUACACAUGUUCCCUAUGAUAUGAUCUUUUUAAUUUUAAUGCCAAAUUAGAGUUUUGACCUCAAUUUCACGGUCCAUUGAACAUAGAAAAUGAAAGUGCGAGUGGGGCAUCCAUGUACUAUGGACACAUUCUUGUUUGACCCUUUUUUGAGUGGAAAAAUCUCCAUUUUUAUACAAGGGAACUAUGUAGCAAACAUUUUAUAAGGUCAAUGUUUGUACAUCUUUAUUUUAAUAUCCUCUACUGUAAAAAACAGGCCUACUAAAAGUUAAGCUUUGUCAACCUUGAAAAUAGCAGCAUGACCGUUAUAAUGGGGCAGUGGAUUUUUAUUUACAAACCAUGCCUCACUUUGAAGAAGUGUCAAAUUGCAUAUGUUAUUAUAUACUUAAUUUUGUAUGACUGUUGGGAAUGUAGACACUUCUCUAAAAAAAUUUCCAUUCUAUAAUAUUUGACUUAAAACACGACUUGAAGGUUAAACAAAUUUAUCACAUGUCAUAUAAAGAAAAAAAUAUUCAUUAGAGGUUGCAAUUCUGUAUAUAUAGACAAUGCAAUUUCCCAUAGGAACUCCCUUUACGACUAAAACUGUACCACUUUUACUAUGAAGUUUUGUAUAAAAUUAUGUCCUAGAAUGGAAAGCUUAUAUGCACUAUUAUUUUUUUCAAAGGUCAAAAUAUAGGGCUGUGUUUUUCAACAUUUAUAUGCCCCGAACUUCUAAGAGUUUAAACUUGUACAAAAAUUCUGUACUACCCCUCCCUUCACUUUUGGUCUUCCACAGAUUUCAAUUUGACCGCUAUGCAUGUGUAUAUUUACUGGUCCCAAGUUAUGUCUCUACGAGAUGUAUUUACAAAGUGCAACCUAGAGCAUGUUAUCCAUUUUUCAUGAAAUAGAAGUUCCUUCAUGAUAUAAGUUCCAAGUGGAAGUAAUAUUCUGUUUUAUUAUUUCCACUGAGGCAAAAAUUAUACUAUUUGUUUCUUUAAUUAAAGGUACGAAAUAUUUGUUCUAACAGGAAGAGUAUUAUGGCAUUGUUUAGGCUGAAUAAUUAAACAUUGAUACAUUCGGUGUCAACCUGGAAAUUUAACUCCAGAAUUUUCAGUCAGUACCAUCCUGACUUGUCUUCUUGAAAGUGGUCACAUAAAGCUAGACAUUUACAUAUAUCAUGUACAUUAAGUAUUUUAUAUUUUACAUUUGAAAUGAUACGAGUAAAAAUCCCCUUUAAAAAUCUGCAUAACUGUAAUUUAAUUGCAAGCAAAUCUAUUUCCUAAAGAUCUUUCAUCUAACACAUCUUUUAAUGCUUUGAUUGUCCCAUUUCUAACAGAUAGCUUUAUAUUUUAUAUGUCACAGUGUGGUCCUGAGAAGAAUAUGCUAACAAAAUAUUUACUCGAAAAGGGAAAUAACUCAUUAAAAGCCAACCAAAUAAAAUUAUCUCCCGCCAAAUUUUUUUUUUUUUUAUCAUUUUAGCUUCAAUUAUUUUUAUAUGAUAUAUUGUCUAAAUAUACAGCAAAUACAUAAAGUAAUCCUUCAAUUGCAGUGAAGAGUAGUUAAAUGCAGGGGUUAAAAUAUAAAACCUAGCUUUUGAAAAAUCUGUGUUAAACCAUGCAAUGUGAUCAAUUAUACAUGAUCUUCCAACUUGUUCUUUUUCCCUGAAAAAUUUGACUUCACAACGCAAACAUCUUCAUGUCACAAUGUCCCAUGACUUGUUUUCUCUUAAUGACACUCAGUCAACCGGGGCAGUUAAUUAAUAAAAUCGAAAUUGAAAACUUGUCUAUAAAGAAUAUUAAAAAUUUUACUUGUAUUCAGUAUUUGUUGUGUAUGAUUUUUUAAGCUUUUAAACAGGGUAUAUAUAUAUUUAUCAAUAUAACACAAAUAUUUAAACAUUCCAGCAUUUUAUAUUUUGUUACAUUGAACAGGCUAGAACUGUAAAUUCUGAAAAUUUUGGUUGCAUUCAUUAUUGUAGUUGUUGAUCAAGGGACCAAAAAAAUGUGAUAUUUGUUAUUGCCAUUUCCAGAAAUGUUACUUAUAGAUAAUGCUAUAAAAAAAAUUUAAUGUGAGUUUUAUUUUUGCGAAAUUUGGUCUGUCACAAUUUUUGCAAUAAUAAUAGCAUUGCAAAAAAUCUGAAUGUAUUGCAUCAUAAUUGAAUAAUCUUAAGUCAUGUAUUUAGAUAUGUUAUAUUCAAACAUUCCAUUAUUUUAUAUUGUGUUUUAUUAAACAGGCUGGAACUACUAUUAAAUCUGGUUGUGAAUGAUUGAAAUUAUGUUAUAUGUGGUCAUUAGAUCUACCUUUAUCUGUAUAUGUAUAUAAGUAAUUCUGAUAGACAUAAUUUUACUGGUGUUUUUUCAUACUCCAUUUUUUCAUCAAAUUCAUUUUAUUAUUUGGUAGCUAGUUUAAUUAUGAUAGAAGUGAUUUAGAAUGAUUGAUUGCAUGUUGUUUAACGUCCAGUAGUAAAAAUAUAGCAGACAUAUUUAGGACCAUAUUUUAGAAUAAAUGUAAUUGAGGCAGUUUAGAGCAUUUGCAAUCACAGAGUCUAAAACCUGUUCUACUGAUCCCUUAAGGAGGGGGAUCCAGGUUGGUCGAGGGAAAUUAAAAUUUACACAUUGGAAUGAUUUGAAUCUGCAACACAUUUAUAUUACUUCUCUGCAGUUUUUUUUAAAUAAUUCAUAGUUGCAAUGUUAAAAUUGUUAUUCCCAUGACAUAAAUGGUGCUUAGCUGGCUGAUAUGAAAAAUUUAUCGACUGAUUCCGGCUAAUAUCGCAUGCCUUUUCGUAACAUUAUCGCAUGGCAUUCCAACAUUACUCGGCAAAUGCCGGACAAUACACCUCAAUGGUAGGUUUUCAGUGAAAAAUAUAAAGUAAGGUACAAAACAAAUAUUACGAAACAGGAAAAUAUAUUAUGUAAAAUGCAAAACAAAUGAUACAAUAAAUGUAUUUUUCAAAGUUUCCAGCAUAAUUUAGCAAAUUACUUUACAAAUGUUGACUUUUCCAAACAGUGUUCAUAAUAAGAUCAUGUUUUGUUUAUUUUUUUUUUAUUCGUCAAUAUAAAAAUAUAUUAUACAGUUGUUUUUCUCCUCCGUUGAGGCAUAUGAAUGAAAGAUUUCAUAUGGGAUGUAUUACAUUUGGUGUCCGUCGUCUGUAAACUUUUCACUUUUUGAACUUCUACUUGAGAACCACUUAAAAGGAUCAAUAUACUAAACUGUUAUUUUUCUCCAUUGUUGAAACAUAUGAUAAAAAGAUCAUAACAUGGCAUUUUGCAUAUCAGAUAUAUUAUCAGCCCUCAGUCAAUAUCAGCCCAUCGAGCCUUUGGUUCUUGGGCUGAUAAUACAUCUGAUAUGAAAAAUGCCAUGUAAUAAUCUGAUAAUAUCUCCCUCAGGCACGGGAAAUAAAUGUAUAGUAUUGCAUGCUAGAUUGAUUGUUCUUAAUUCCAACUCAGCACAAAAUGACAGGAUCAUGGUUUGCUGGACAACAUUUUUCUAUUCUUUCAUCUUAUUUGCAUUUAUAUUUCUGCUUAAUGAGAUUAUAAUUAUGAAUUGAAGAAAAUCUUUGGAAUAACUUACAUAGUUAAUUGUGAAAAAUUAAUUAUUAUCUGUACGUGUAUUGGGAAAUCAUUUGAAAUUGUUUUAUUUACAUAUUUUAUUAUGUACAUGUAUGUGAAAUGAUAGCUUUAACACUAUAUAUUUGCUUUAAAUUAACAUUCCAAUCGUAUUAAAUGAUAAGCAUUUGUAUGUAUUUAUUUAGUCAGUAGGAAGCAUCCAUUAGAAUAUUUAUAUUUAUGAUUGUUUAUGUGAAUUAAAAAUGAAUUCUAAAUCUUCCUUA